AUGACCUAUGAAACGGUGGUGAAAAUGAAAUGGCUCAGGCGGACGUGGGAAAGCGAAGGCUGGUCUUCACGAGCGUACGAAUUGGAUCUCGAGAAGAACAUCGAGCUGGAGAUCCGAGAGCUGAUCGGGAAAGACGUGGUCAAUUUCGACGACUUUAUUGAAAACAACCUAGCUAUCAAGAAUGACGUCUACAACCACGGCGACUCUAUAUCAGCAGUUCAUCAUCGAGUCUCUUAUAAGCAUGGCAGAUUGCCCACAUUAAGGGCAGCCCGCCAGCUACAACGGGCGUCGGGGAGCUCCAGGUUCGAAUUCGAUCGGGUCUUCGAGGCUUUUGAGCGUGCACGUUUCUCAAAGUUCAGCUUCAAUUUUGAACAUCACACCGACUUCAAAACAUUCUCGGAUGUCGUUGGUGCUGCGGAGGCGAAGCAAUCCUUCCGCUUUCAAGUUCAUCCCUUCGAGCCGACAUGGAGCAUCGUUCAGCACAAGACGCGGCCCCAAAGUCGAAGGAAAUGGAUCGGUGCUUUUGCCUGGCUUCCCGUUAUGCAUAAGUUUCGCUCGAUCCUCCUACAUAACUCGCCAGUUACUCAUCAACACAGUCUUCACAACCUGCAGACGGCGCCCAAGGCGAGUCAGCCUCUUGCUGUGACACAUCCUCCACAGCACUUCCAUUUCAAUAACCAGAGCCCAUAA
Molecule: messenger RNA, 690 nt
Organism: Letharia lupina
Lineage: Eukaryota; Fungi; Ascomycota; Lecanoromycetes; Lecanorales; Parmeliaceae
Exons: 2
Coding region: 1-690 (229 amino acids)
Source: RefSeq, a predicted model, not a curated record